AGGUGUGGAAAGGAAAGGAGGAUCUGAGUUAUUGAAGCAGAUCAGCGGCACCAAGAGGAGGGUGAAAGUGUGCAAUUCAGGUUGAGGAAGCAGCAGGAGGAACGAGAGAGCAAAUGGGAAAACUACAAAUGAAACUCCUUGAGUGCCUCUGGUCAUAUCAUCUGUGUGAGGUGGAAAAGAGUCAUUUGCGUGACUUAUCUAAGUGCCCUGCAAGCACAAGGAUGCAGCGUGGAAGGAAAGUUUCAAAUCAGCAAAUCCUGGAAACUCUGCAGAUCCGGCUGGCGAAAGACCAUCCAGCAAAGCUGAGUCAGCAACAUGGCCAAACAAAGCAGUAUCCAUCCAGCUGUAGGAAGAGACCUGUGUGACUAAAAAGAAGCAGCAGCUAAUUUUCAGUAUAUACGACAUCCCUGUUGUCCAAAUACAGGCCAUGAUCUCCCUUGACACUUCAGUCAUGGUGUUUAUGUGUGUGUUGUUUCUGGGUGGAGGUGCUUAGGAGUUCUUUGCAAAUUUAAGCAUUAACUAAUUACUUACAUAAGGUGCAUUUUUUGUGGGUUGCCAAACCAAAGUGGUUUCCCAGAUUCCUUCAAAUCUUACCCAAGACGGAGAUGGCCAACGAUGCCUUCUGGCUGCCACCUGCUGGUCAGUUUAGGGAGAUGAAGCCCUUUGAACAAACACAAAAAGUUUGAACCAAAACUGAACUGAACAUUUUAUAGAAAUGUCUGGUGCUUUCCAGUGCCUGGAGAAUUUGAGAAACAUUCACCCAUCACUGCUGCCACCACCCUUGAAAAAAAUAUUCAGCAAAGUUACAGAAGCAGCAAUUGGAUCAGGGCAACUCCAGGAUGGAUGGUCCAGAAAGUUGGCUGAAAGCAAAGCAAGAGGCUCAGUGUUUUCUGGCGAAAUGAAGGCCAGACGCAGGGAGCCACGAAGGCGGAAAGGGCCCCUGCGCUGUGUGGAAAGGCCACAAAAAAGAAUGCACCCACGGGAAGAGAUUCUGAGGCUUAGGCACUUUAGAAGGCUUUCCAGCUGCCUAUAUGAAAUGCUCCAGGCUAUCGUCGACGAUAGGAAGACGAUGGCCACUUUGGUGGCGUUGCUUAAAACAACCCACCUCUAUGACAAGAUCAAUAAGGAAAAAAUGCAGCACCAAGCCAAGGAGAGGAUGGCCAGGAAACGCAAGCGUGGUGAAGGCAUGCAACUCUGUCUUCAGUGUCUGAGAAAGAACCGUGAACCAGAUGGAAGUCCUCCGUGCAAGAUAGCACGGAGUGAAGAACAGCAAUGGCCGGAGGACGUUGAAAUGAUGUCCAUACGCAGUGAGACGGAAGGCAGCCUGCCAGAGAUAGACAGUGGAGAUGAAUCUCAGGGCCCUACUGAUUCUCCAUCUGGAAGUGGGCCCUUCCGUGAUGGUGAAGAGAGGCAAGAGGAGGAGGAGAAGGAGGAGAACAGCAAUUCCAGUGAUGGGAGCUUGGACAAUACACACAGCACAGCGGUGGAGGACUCAGGAGACGGAGCACAGCAGCUGCCUCCUGCAAAUUUUCAGGACCACAUCUCCCUCCGAAAGAUAGCUGGCAACAUCUCACAGGGCUUGCUGGUUUAUCCCUGCAAGCUCUGGCAAGGGAUCCUGUGGCUUCUGAAAAAAGUGGCGCAGAAGCUACAGAGCGGCUAUCAGAAGUGGGCUAAGAUUGCGGAGAAAAAGGAGGCACCAGUUCAGACAGAGCGUCGUGGGACCAGCCAGGAUCUGAGCGUCCACCAGCUCCGUUUUCCUCCUUGCUACCACCGCAACCGUUGCAGCCGCUACAAACCAUACAACUGAAGUCUCAAGGGAGAAAAUAUCCCUGCAAUGAGAAAUUCCUUGUGUCCUGCAUCACUAGUUUAAAACAAGCCAUCUUGCAUAAUGUAAUCACAUCAGGUGCAUUUUAGAUUGGACUAGUGUAACUCCACAAUGUAAUAAACUGUCAAGAGCCCACAUUGUGCCAUCUUGCUGUCCCCCAUUUAAACCAGACACACUUGUGGUGUCAAGCCAGAAGCUUAUUCUGUACAAGACAUUUCUUUUGGAAGGCCCAUGGCUGUUCUGGCUUUGCUGGGGACUUGUCCAAAUUUUUGAAACACCUCUGUUAUAUUCAGGACAAAAUUCUAGCAGUGUCUGUCUUAAAUGAACUGUGACAAGCAAGUAUCAAAAGGCAGGGACAGUCUGAAGUAUCUUGGCAUAUGCGAAGGAAUCUCCCCUCAAAGGUAUUAGGGGAUGUGGAAGUCAAAAGCCCCUUGGGACAGGUGCUGAGGUGAUGAAACCAGAUACA
Sceloporus undulatus (fence lizard) is the source of this 2291-nucleotide messenger RNA. RefSeq lists its product as uncharacterized. The transcript has 13 exons. The record is from RefSeq and is a predicted model, not a curated record. The coding region runs from base 716 to 1807 and encodes 363 amino acids. NCBI's taxonomy places the organism in Eukaryota, Metazoa, Chordata, Lepidosauria, Squamata, Phrynosomatidae.